AUGUUCAUGGCGUCUUCAUCUUCUUCGUCUUCCUCUCGCACCUGUACAUACGAUGUUUUCCCGAGCUUCAGCGGGAAAGAUGUCCGUAUAUCCUUCCUCAGCCACCUUCUCGAGAAACUUCACCGCAAAUCAAUCGAUACAUUCAUCGACAACAACAUCGAGAGAAGCCGCCCGAUCGGGCCCGAACUUUUAUCGUCGAUCAGAGGAUCGACCAUCUCAGUCGUUGUGUUCUCUGAGAAGUACGCUUCUUCCACGUGGUGCUUGAAUGAAUUGCUAGAGAUCCACAAGUGUUACAAGGAGUUUCAUCAGAUGGGCAAGUCAGAAGACGUGACACAAGAGUGGAUUGAAGCUCUUGCCCAUAUAGCAAGUCUUGCAGGACAUGAUUCUCAGAAUUGGAGUAACGAAGCAGUCAUGAUUGAAGAUAUCGCUAAGGAUAUUUUAGAUAAACUUAUCAAACAAUCGGAUUGUCUUGGGGAAUUUGUUGGGAUUGAAUCUCAUAUAGACGCAAUGAGUUCGAUCUUGUGCAUGGAAUCUAAAGAAGUAAGAAUGGUUGGGAUUUUGGGAGCUUCAGGGAUUGGUAAGACUACAAUAGCUAGAGCUUUGUACAACAAACUCUCCAGCCAGUUCCCAUAUCACGCUUUCAUGGCUUUUGAGAUAAGCAACAGGGACAACUAUGGCAUGAAGCUGAGUUGGGAGAAACAACUUCUGUCACAAAUUCUUGAUCGAGAGGACCUGAAGAUAACCCAACCAGGUGCGGUGAAACAAAGGCUAAAGCGCAAGAAAGUUCUCAUCGUUCUUGAUGAUGUGGAUGACGUAGAGCUGUUAAGGACUUUGGCUGGACGACCCGGAUGGUUUGGACCUGGAAGCAGAAUCAUCGUGACCACUAAAGAUAGGCUACUUCUCAGGUGUCACAAGAUUGACACUGUUUACGAGGUGAAGUUCCCAUCGAGAGAUCUAGCUCUUCAAAUGUUAUGUCGAUCUGCCUUUGGUCUCGACUCUCCACCUGACGGUUUCGGUGAGCUGGCAGUUGAGAUCACAGAGCUUGCUGGUAGUCUCCCUUUGGGUCUCAACAUCAUAGGUUCGUCUUUGGGAGGGAUGGACAAGGAAGAGUGGUUGGAGAUGAUGCCUAGGCUCCGUGAUCGUUUGGAUGGGAAAAUCGAGAAAACGUUGAGAGUCAGCUACGAUGCGUUAGAUGUCAAAGAUCAAGAACUGUUCCUUUACAUUGCGUGUUUACUCAAUGGCCGUGACGUCAACUACAUCAGAGACGUGAUCGGAGAUAGCGUGAAGGCUGGGUUGAAAAUGCUGGCUGAUAAGUCCCUCAUACGUAUAUCAUCAGUGUUCGAAGUUGUAGAGAUGCACAGUUUGCUCCAAAAUUUGGGUAAAAUGAUCAGUCGUGCAGAGUCUUCUUUUAAUCCUGGAAAACGCCGGUUCUUGGUGGGUGCUGAGGAUAUUUGUGAUGUAUUCACCGAUAAUACCGGCACAGAAACAGUACUAGGCAUACGUUUGAACACAUCAGAAAUCAAGGAGCCGUUGCUUAUAGAUGAAGAGUCGUUCCAAGGGAUGCGUAAUCUCCGGUUUCUAGAACUCUACGAUUCCUCCUGGGGGAGUGGUGAAGGCAUAUUGCGUAUACCUAAUGGCCUAGCUUGUUUGUCACGGAAACUCAGAAUACUGUAUUGGCAUAAAUGCCCGUUGAGGUGUAUGCCUUAUAACUUCAAGGCCGAGUAUCUUGUUGAGCUGACGAUGAGAUAUAGCAAGCUUGAGAGGCUUUGGGAAGGAACUCAGCGGCUUGAAAGUCUCAGGAAGAUGAAUCUGUUCUGUUCCGAAGAACUGAAAGAUAUCCCGGAUCUUUCUUAUGCCAUAAACCUCGAGGAAAUGGAUCUUUCCAGCUGCAAAUCUCUGGUGACACUUCCUUCCUCGAUACGGAAUCUCGGUAAACUUAGGGCGUUAGAUAUGGGGAGAUGCUCAAAGCUCGAGUCUCUUCCAACUGAUGUCAACUUGGAAUCUCUCGAACAACUCAAUCUCCAGGAAUGCUCUCGGUUGAGAAACUUUCCUCAGAUUUCACGGAACAUUUCAAAGCUUUAUCUAGGUCGAGAUUCGAUAGAAGAAGAAAGUUCGUUUUGGGUAGAGAACAUGUCUAGGCUCACUGAUCUCGUUUGGGAGUAUUGUCCACUGAGAUGUAUGCCUGCUUACUUUCGUCCAGAAUAUCUGGUUUAUCUGUCGAUGAGAUAUAGCAAUCUUGAGAAGUUAUGGGAAGGAGCCCAGUCUCUUGGAAAUCUCAAGGAGUUGUCACUGUCAGGAUCUGAAAACUUGUCUGAAUUUCCGAAUCUUUCAAAGGUUACCAAUCUCGAGAAGUUGUAUCUUGAUGAUUGUUUUAGUUUGGUGACGGUUCCUUCUUCAAUUCAGAGUCUCGAUAAGCUGGUUGAGUUGAGCAUGGAGAAAUGUUUAAGGCUCCAGGCUCUUCCAACCGACGUGGACCUGAAAUCUCUCAAGUUUCUCUCUCUCAUUGGGUGCCACAAGUUGAGAUGUUUUCCUCGGAUUUCAAGGAGCCUCGAGAGUCUCUAUCUCGACUACACAGCGGUCGAAGAUGUUCCUUCUUGGAUCGAGGAAUUAUCGGAGCUCUCUACACUCAUGAUGAGAGGUUGCUGGAGGUUAAGUAACGUAUCUCAAAACAUUUUUAGAUUGAAAUGUCUAAAAGUGGUAAACUUAUCUGGCACUUCAGUCAAAGAGUUUUGUGACGCAAGUGUGCUGACAAGAAUAUCACGCACCAUUACUCAUCUGAUGCUACGGUUCGCUAAUGCUUCUCGUCUUGUUUGGUUAUUAUUACUAGUGUGUGGAUUUCUCGUACGGGACUUGUUAACAUGUGAACAGGUUUUCAAGAAUUUCCGAGGUACCUCUGACUUCUUCUCCAAUCCAGAGGCUCGUCUUAACUUCGACAACUGCCGAAGUUUGUAUGGAACUGCGCAGACAAUCAUCCUACAAUCAGACUACGAGUACGCGGUCUUACCAGGUGGAAAAGUGCCCAAGUCUUUAACACAUCGAGCUCGUGGAAGUUCCUUAUCCAUCCUUUUCCUUGAGAGCUAUCUCUCUGAAGAGUUUCUAGGAUUUAAGGCUUGCGUCGUGAUUGAGCCUCCGAACGACCCAGAGUUCAUGUUUUCAUGCGUUGGGGUAUACUGCUAUUUCAGAGGCAGCAGAUAUGACGUGCAUUGUUUACAUUUUGACAGGGAUCAACGGAGUGAUAUGGAACAUCUGCUCAUGUUCCACUCUCGGUUCCCUACAAAAGAAGUAAUUGAUUGUCCAUCUGAAUUGGACCGGGCAGACAUAAAGUUUGAGUUUUACUACCAUAUGUAUGCUUCUCUCGACAGAUAUAAUCCUGCUGAAACUGGUACAUAUUCAGUCCAGAGGAUCAAAGGAUGCGGUGUUGAAUUCUACUCCAAAUCCAGCUCUUAG
This is a messenger RNA of Microthlaspi erraticum, 3447 nucleotides long. The record is from the annotation of a GenBank genome assembly. NCBI's taxonomy places the organism in Eukaryota, Viridiplantae, Streptophyta, Magnoliopsida, Brassicales, Brassicaceae.